AUCACCGACCUUGUCACCAGCUUUCCGGCAGCUGUCGGCUUUUUUUUAGGCCUUUGCCGAUUGGUCGUUUUGGGAAGGUUGCCGCACACUCGGAGAGUCGAGCCUGUGAUGGCGGCUGUAGGCUGGGCUGUGAGCUUUUUGUACGGAGCCGGGCAGCAGCUCUUGUCAUUGCUUCCCAGAGGAAACUUGGGAUUGGUUCGUAAUUACUAUGUGGACUGGCGAAUGCUAAGGGACGUGAAAAGGAGAAAGCUGGCUUUUGAGUAUGCAGAUGAGAGGCGGCGACUCAAUGCAAUACGAAAGAACACCAUUUUACCAAAGGAACUGCAGGAGGUUGCUGACAAGGAGAUUGCUGUUCUGCCAAGAGACAGCUGCCCAGUCCGGAUUCGCAAUCGCUGUGUCCUCACCUCACGGCCACGAGGAGUCAAGAGCAAAUGGCGACUCAGUCGGAUCGUGUUCCGUCAGCUUGCUGACUAUAACCAGAUGUCUGGGAUCCAGCGUGCCAGGUGGUAGCACCAGUGAUUUGGCUUGAGGAGCCUGUUAAUGGUGACUUGGACAAUGAGUAUCUGAUCACUGAAGCCACCCCAAGCUGACUGUUCUUCUGCGGUCAGAGGGUGGGCUGGGAGCUCUAUUACAUUGAAACAACUGUAUUUGAGAAAACUCUGUAGACUGUAGUGUUUGGGACGUAUUAUUAUUAUUAUUAUUAUGAAAGCUUUACAUAAAAACAUGCUCUUGAUGCAAUAUAGACAAUACUGCUCUUUCCCUAUAGAACCUUCAUCCUUGAGGUGACAUGGACAAAGGCAGUGCUCUAUCAUUACUGACUUGUAUGAUGUGACUUAAGACUGAUCCUGAGUAGCUUCAUCCUUUGCUGAAACAUUGGCAUUGAAAACACUUUUGCCAAAUAUGAGCACAGCGUGACUCUUCCUGUGCCAGAUAUCCCAGUGUUUCUUUUACCUGUGCCCAUCUUAUGGACAAUACUUGUUGUGAAUUUCACUUGGGCUUAAUUUGCCCACUUUAGAAGUGUUCCUGUGCUAAACACCUGAAACUGGAGUAUUUCCUUGCCAGAAUCUCAUGCAAGAGAGUUCAAUGCUUAAUUUAAAUGACUAAAAGAUGACUUGCACUCUGCUGUUUGAAGACUAUGAAGGAUAGUUUUCUAUGAAAGUAAUAUCUAUUGAGACUGUACAAGGAAAAACAAGGCCUUAUUAAUUUUAUCUCAAAUGCAAGUGGUGUAGUCUUGGUGUGGUCCAUAUCAUUCUGUAUUUGUCAAAUUGCUGUCAAAAGAAAGUCUCCCAUGAAUGUUGCAGGAGUUGUCUACCUGUCUUUUUUGGCUGCAUGGAAACACUUGCCACAAUGAAACUACACCUAUUUGCUUUUUGAAUUUGUGUGAAAGUUGUUUUAUGUUGUAAUGCUCCAAAGAACAGAAGAGUAGUGACAUGACUUGCUUUAAUACUCUAAUAAAGCUUGGUCCAAGAA
This is a messenger RNA of Hypanus sabinus (Atlantic stingray), 1470 nucleotides long. RefSeq names its product mitochondrial ribosomal protein S14 (gene mrps14). Gene Ontology annotation, biological process: translation. Gene Ontology annotation, molecular function: structural constituent of ribosome. Gene Ontology annotation, cellular component: ribosome; mitochondrial small ribosomal subunit. Bases 109 to 510 code for a protein of 133 amino acids. Lineage: Eukaryota; Metazoa; Chordata; Chondrichthyes; Myliobatiformes; Dasyatidae. The record is from RefSeq and is a predicted model, not a curated record. The transcript is spliced from 3 exons.